AGGUUAAAGCCAAGAGUUUGCUUCAGGGUUAACGAAAUUAUCAAGAAACAAAAGCAAUAUGCGUCUUGCAAGAAAUUAAGGUUAAGGUGAGCUCUCUAUCGAAAAGUUGUUGUCAAUGUACAAUCUCCAUUCUUGAUAUUUAAGAAGUCGACGUCAACCCUCUUAGUUCACCUUUAACUUACCUUUUUCAACUAACCAACCUAAAAAAACCCUAAAACCUAAAACCUAAAAUUUAUGUGCCUUUAACUUUUACGUUUACGCGCGGCCUUCAAUACAUUGCCUCUAUUUUUUUUACGCGAGUAAAAAAUACGUGUGUACUUACCUGACUUACGUCAAUUUUACCAAAGCCGUAGCUAGCGUUUUGGAGCCUCCAAACUUGAAAGUUUUCUGGGCGAUGACACCCCGAGACCCCCCUAAAAGGCUCGUGCCUUCGGCACCCGCGGUAAUGCCCCCCCCGCCCAAUAGCUACGGCCCCGUUCAGGCGUCAGCGGAAACCCACCUUAUAGAGGUUGCUUGGUUACAUUGACCGCGAGGUCAUUCUGCGAACGCGAAAAGGAGAAAAGAAAGUAAGGGACUGUACAUGUUACUUCCCUUUCUCUCCCUGUUAAAACAGGAGAGUGAUACCUGCAGAGGAGAUCACACAAUACCGGACGAAUUUUUCGACCGCCUGAAAAAUUUGACCGGACACUUGUUUGAUUUCUUUGUAAGGUUAAGGUAGUUCCGUGUGAACAGAAAACCUAAACGCGUAAAUUUGAAAAAUCGUCCGACGCAGUGUGGUGAUACCCGCGAUGAACAGGAAAGCGCGCGCAUCCCUUACCUAGUUCCCGGGACAAGCUGAGAGGCUGUAAUGAAAGAUUUUGUUCGUUCUACGUAUUGGGGUCAUUAAAAAGGAAGUUCAUAUUGACAACAAGUUUAUGUCUGCAACAAUUGUUCUGAAAGGUUUGGCAAAAUUUAUAAAAAAAUUGUAUCUUGUUUACACUAUGGGAGGUCUGAAAACAGGCCUACCGUUCGGUUAAUAACUUGGUUAAUCCUUGCAAUGGGCAGAGGGGUUGUAGCAGCGAACUUCGUUAUCGGACUUCGUAUACCAAAGAAGCUUAGAUGAAGUUUCUUCCAUUGGCUUAUUCAUUCAGAGAUAUUUUCGAUAACGAUAACUUGGAAGUUGAUUGACUUUUAUUGACACAAUCAGUGUGCGAUACGAUACAGUCUCUUUGUGAAUAUUUCAUGACUUAUUCGACUUUAAUGGUGGACAUGUUCUUAAAACGUACCCGGGGGGUACUCCCUACAGUGGCCUAUACGGGGAAGCUCCGCCGAAAAAGAAAACCUUAUUUAGGCUUCAGGUAUAUAAAAGAGUGAGGAUUUACUUGCUGAAGUAUAUGAAAGGGUAGGGAAAUCUAUCAUUUCGGUAGACUGCAAAACAGUCCGUAUUUUUGCGUAUUCAAGUACGCGCGAGCAGUCAAACAAAAGGUCUGGAAUGAGGCCGAAAACAGAGAGCGGGACUGGGGAGAGACGCUAAAAAUACGGUUUUUUUUCUCUCGCCUCACACGCCCAACGGGCAUGUGAGACUCGCGCGCUUCGCGCGCGUAAGACUCUUACGCUACGCUUUACCGAUUUCUUUACUGAUUUUGAGAAAAAAACCCGACUGUUUUGCAGUCUAUCAUUUCGGUCUUUCAAAAGGCCCGAAGGCCUAACAGAUGCAUUUUAUGGCUGUGCAAAAAUCGAGAAAACGUUCUAGUUUUGCGAUUUAUUCAUAUUUAAAGGACAUUGGAUUACAGCAGUUAAAAUGUAUGCAAAGUACGCCUACGCGUAUAAACCUUUCUUGAGUACUCCCCCCUUCCCAAUGAUGAUAAACUUUCUACCAGGUGAUCAGUUACUUCUUUGUUGUAGUUCAAUGAGCGCCAACAAUACCAGCUGAAAAUUCACAUAUAUUUUUUUGUCCUCAGUUUUCAGUCAACCUAUUCAUCUUUAUCUCCCCUCAACCGCUGCUUUUGACUUUUUCUUUCCACAGCUGAAAGCAAGGGUUUUAUUUCAGCGUUAACAAAAGUAUCAAGAAAUUAAGGUUAAGGUGAGCACUCUAUCGAAGAAUUGUUGUCAAUGUACAAUCUCCAUUCUUGAUAUUUAAGGAGUCGACGUCAACUCUCCUAGUUCACCUCCUAACUUUCCUUUUUCAAAUAUCCAAAUUUUAUUUUAUUUUAUUUUUUUUCUGAAGGGAGGAGAAAUUAAUAAAGAGAAUUAAAAGAAAACAAUGUUCUCCAGGAGGAUCCCUUCAGCCGAGUGCAGCACAUGGUAUGCUGUAUCCCUUACUAUAAAUGUUGCUGUGGUCUCAGUGAACCUCCUAUCAAUUAUUGUUUUUAUAAAGAACAGUAAUCUUCGGACUCGUGCCAUGUACUUGGCUAUAAACUUGACGGUUGUUGAUAUGUUUGUUGGAGGAAGUGCCACUUCCGUUAUAGUAUUGCUUUUCCUCCUCUACGGUUGCGGAGCUGGAAGUACAGUUUUCAUCUUUAUUGCUGCGCGGGAAUGGCCACCUAUUUUGCUUGUGUUUUUCAUGAUCGACACCUGGGUUUCUCUCACCUCUUUAACCGGCAUUGCAGUAAUUUCGUUAGAUAGGAUGCAUGCGACGUUUCGUCCAUUCAGGCAUCGCAACACUGAAAAAUGGGUCUACGGGGUAACAAUUGCGGGCGUCUGGAUUUUAUCUGCGAUGAUAUUUAUUCCCUCUCCGAUAAUACGUCUCUAUGGGAACUUGCAUCAACAGUGGCAAUUGGUAUUUGCUUUCUACUUAUGGCUGUCAUAUGGUCUCCUUUGCCUUUUUGUUAUCUUUGUUUCUUACACCUCCAUUGCUUUAAAAUUUUGGUGUGGAACCCGUCCUCCGUCCCAUGGUGCGGCCAAUAGACAAAGAAAACUGACUGUGACAUUAUUCAUAAUGACCAUUGUAUCUUUGCUGCUGUUUUUACCAUUUCCGGUAUAUACUUUAUCUACAGAUAGGUCUUUCAACCUGACAUUUUUACGCUUGAGAUUAUCUUUUACUCUUCUACACCACACAAACUCGCUUGUUAAUCCCAUAAUUUACACAAUCAGAAUUCCAGAGUUCAGAAGAGCUCUCCUGAUAUUAUUUAAACGUCGACAAAGACAAAAUGUUGCUAUUCCUCCUCAAGCCCGUUAAAACCAAAAGGGAAUUCCUGGGACGUCCGCACAUUUUUAUCGAUUGUUUAAACACCAACAACAUGGUCCCCCGCGCGACUGCCUCAAAGCAACAAUGCAGAAGAUUGUUAUGGCGACUGUUGAAUUUCGUCGUGAAAACACUGAAUAAAAGUUUGCGGAGCUCUCCGGACACCAAAUUUUAAGAGUUUAAUUGGAUUAAAAAUAACUUUGAUGAAAUUCACAUGUCCCAACUAGAACCAUAAUAGGACUUAGUACCAAUCAAGGGCGUGACUGGGCGCUCUUUGUCCUUUUUAGGUAACACUUGAUUUUAAGUUCAUAAUGGUAACAAGCGUGAAAAAACAAGAGGGAGGAGGGAGAAAUGUGCUUUAAAUAAGGGAGAAGGGACAAAAUAACUUUUAAGUUUUGUUAUUGACUUUAAUUAAUUAAGACCUUUUCUUUUACUUUUGUGGUUGUUGUACGUGGCCACAAGUUUUGCCUCUUUGAGCUACGUAAUUGCUGCGGUAUGUGCAAAUGAAGUUCCAGCAAUGAGGUUGUACAUAUUAGGGCUAGCUAUGAUCACACUAUACUGGAUAGCUUUUGUGCCGCCACGAAAAUCAUACCAGAUAGGGAUUCGGUUGACACACGUGAACGGUGAUUUUGACGCGAUUUCAAUGACGGAGCGCUCACAGGUGUUUAUACUUUGCGGGAAGGUUUGUCGUGUCGGCUUACUUUUGACUGCUUUUAAUUUGUUUGCCAUCUUUGUAUGUAUUAUUUAGCAAUCCUUUUGAGAUGAAAUAGUCAGGGGACGUAUUUGAAGCUGUUUAAAUCACUUACAGCAAGUGUUUUAAAAAUUGAACCACUAUUCAGCCAGCAUAAAGUAUGCUUCAUAAACCGGCAAUUUCCGAGUUCCAAAAGCUCUCACUUUUCAAGCAAGCGAGGC
Molecule: messenger RNA, 4075 nt
Organism: Porites lobata
Lineage: Eukaryota; Metazoa; Cnidaria; Anthozoa; Scleractinia; Poritidae
Source: the annotation of a GenBank genome assembly